CCUUUGCUGCUGCUAGAACUGCCAUGUCAGUGACUGUGAACCUUAUGGGUCCAGCUCCCUGGGGCUUCCGAAUAAGGGGAAGGGACUUCCGGAAGCCCAUCAUGGUCUCUAAGGUAACUGAACGUGGUAAAGCAGCCCAAGGAGAUCUUCGACCUGGUGAUGUUAUUGUCUCUAUCAAUGGAGAGAGGACUUCUGAGAUGCUCAAUGUGGAGGCACAGAACAAGAUUAAGCAGAGCUCUGGGCAGCUUCAGCUGUUGGUUGACAGAUCUGAGCAGUUUUCUCCCAGCCAGACCAAUGGUGAAAGUUCCCCAGAAAUGCUUUCCAUACAGUUUCAGGGUGCGGUGAGAACCAGGGAUGAUGGCCAGAAUUCAGUAAGAUCCUCCAUCUCUAGCCCAGCGUCCAUCAGUCCACGGCCCAGCAGUCCUUACUCUCCUCCAUCUCCUGGAUAUCGAUCUGGGAGCCCAUACAGCCCUCAGAGGCCAAGGCUGCCCAGUGAGGGCAGAGGGGACUCCAUGGUGAACAGCCGCAGUUUCCAGUCUCUGGGGAGUUCAGCCAGGAUCUCCGGUGAGCAGUCUCCACCGCUGCAAGGACAGCAGCAUCCAAGCAGAAAACAGGAGCAGAGGAGCCUCACCCAUUCCAGUGUGUCUCCAGUGCCAGUUCUUCCUCCACUGAAUGGCUCUCCAUCACCAGGAUCAUAUUCACUCUACAACCCUUGGGAGAUCAGGAGAGAUCAGGACAGGAGCUCCUCAUCUUCUUUCAAUCGCAGUUACAGUCUGGAUUCAGAGGCAGCCAUGCAUCGUUUGGAAGGGGACUCCGAGGUCUAUAAGAUGAUGCAAGAAAACCGCGAAACCAGGGCCCCGCCACGACAGUCAAGCACAUUCCGCUUGCUCCAGGUGGCUCUGGAGUUGGAUGAAAAAGAGGGCACUACCACUCACUUCCCCAGCCAGCUGUCUCCCAGCACUCACAAACUGGCCAGCAGUCCUGUGACAAGCAGCACCCAGAAGCUGCAUAUAUGCGAGAAAUGCGGCAGCAGCAUCACGACCCAGGCUGUAAGAAUCCAAGAGAACCGCUACCGCCAUCCCUCCUGCUACACCUGCACUGACUGUGGCCUCAAUUUGAAGAUGCGUGGCCACUUUUGGGUCGGCGAAGAAAUGUAUUGCGAGAAGCAUGCCCGCCAACGCUACCAAGGGCCAGCAGGGGGCAGCAUGGUCACUGCUGUCUACUCUCAGUCCUAAAGUUACAUGGACUGGAGCAGGAAAGAAGAGCAGGUGUUGUCCUCUGGAGGACUUCUUUGCAAUAACUAAUCAACCUGUAUGACGGCUCUUGUGAUUGACUAUUGGGCCUUCUUCUUCUUCCAUCAUCACACCCAACCAAGAUUCAACCAGUAAAGGCAUACCCGAUAAGGGUAGUUUCCUAAGGCCCCAAAGCCAAAUGUAUGGAAAGCAGUGGGAGAAGGACAUGGGGGAUUUGGAAAACUGGGGUCAGAGCUCCUCCAUGCAUUUUCAGUUAGCUUGUUGGGUGUGGAAUUGUUAUCUUAGAAGGGCAAAAGUCUAUAUAGCACAAACACUGCCGUAUUUGGCACUUAAUGGUGAUUUGCAGGAUAGGCUAAAGUUUUCCGGGGUGAAGUGUGCCUCCAGAGGGGUCCGUUGUAAGGCACAAAAUGUAGGAUGUGAAUAUCAGCUUGCCCACACCAUCCCAGUUCUAUGCGUAGCCCAAGCCAGAGUCACCAGUUGCUCCCUUCUGCGGCUAAUAGCACAGCUUUCUUGUCACUGCCGUCACCAUCACAUAUCUAUGUAUUAAAUGGAAGAGCAAAGAAAAUUUAGGGAGUGUCAUUUGAAGCAUUAGGUACCGGGUUGGCAUGGGUGCAGCUUUGACUGUUAGCUCUGUCUGUAAAGCUUCUCUAAGAUGUUAAGCCAGAUCUCUAUGUGAAAUAUAAUAUAUAUGU
Molecule: messenger RNA, 1945 nt
Organism: Sceloporus undulatus (fence lizard)
Lineage: Eukaryota; Metazoa; Chordata; Lepidosauria; Squamata; Phrynosomatidae
Gene: PDLIM2
Product: PDZ and LIM domain 2
Biological process (GO): heart development; muscle structure development; actin cytoskeleton organization
Cellular component (GO): Z disc; filamentous actin; stress fiber
Molecular function (GO): actin binding; muscle alpha-actinin binding
Source: RefSeq, a predicted model, not a curated record